Molecule: messenger RNA, 6087 nt
Organism: Morus notabilis
Lineage: Eukaryota; Viridiplantae; Streptophyta; Magnoliopsida; Rosales; Moraceae
Product: ABC transporter A family member 1
Exons: 40
Coding region: 172-5841 (1889 amino acids)
Biological process (GO): lipid transport; transmembrane transport
Cellular component (GO): intracellular membrane-bounded organelle; membrane
Molecular function (GO): zinc ion binding; lipid carrier activity; ABC-type transporter activity
Source: RefSeq, a predicted model, not a curated record
GGCUGCUUUCAUCUGAGUGCGAAUUUUCUCACUCUCUCUCUCCUCUCUCUCUCUCUCUCUCUCGCUCAGAGGAAAACUGGAACAAACGAAUAGAAAAACUCUCUCGCUCUCUCUCUCUAACUCUUUCUCCAUAGCUAGGGUUGGGCUGAGAGAGAAGGAAGCAGAGCAGCCAUGGGAACCGCUCGGAGACAGCUCAAGGCCAUGCUUCGCAAGAACUGGCUUCUCAAAAUCCGUCACCCUUUCGUCACCGCCGCCGAGAUUUUGCUUCCUACGGUGGUUAUGUUGUUGCUAAUAAUAGUGAGAACUCGUGUUGAUACUCAAAUUCACCCAGCAGAGGAGUAUGUUCGAAAAGACAUGUUUACGGAAGUGGGCAAAGGAAUGUCCCCUAGUUUUGAACAAGUUCUUGAAUUACUAUGGAGUGAGGGAGAGUAUCUGGCUUUUGCACCUGAUUCAGAGGAGACGAAUACGAUGAUUAACUUAUUGUCGGUGAAAUUUCCCCUCAUAAAGCUAGUUAGUAGAAUUUACAAAGAUGAAGAAGAGCUCGAAGCCUACAUUCGUUCAGAUGCUUACGGUACCUGCAUUCAACUCAGGAACUGUUCAAAUCCUAAAAUCAAAGGAGCAGUAGUAUUCCAUGAUCAAGGCCCGCACGCAUUUGACUAUAGUAUACGGCUCAAUCACACAUGGGCUCUUAAAGGAUUUCCUGAUGUUAAAUCCAUUAUGGACACAAAUGGUGCUUAUCUUAAUGACUUGGAACUGGGCGUUACUCCUAUACCAAUAAUGCAAUACAGCUACAGUGGAUUUUUAACUCUCCAGCAAAUUUUGGAUUCUUUUAUAAUUUUUGCUGCUCAGCAAUCUGAGAGUGGAACUUCUCUCCAUUACUCUGAUACACCUUCAUUUCUCAAAGUUCCAUGGAUGCAAUUUAGUCCUUCUAACAUUAGAAUAGCUCCUUUUCCAACUCGUGAAUACGCUGAUGAUGAGUUCCAGUCGAUCACCAAGAAUGUCAUGGGUGUAUUGUAUCUUUUGGGUUUUCUCUAUCCGAUAUCUCGUCUGAUCAGCUAUACAGUGUUUGAGAAGGAGCAGAAGAUAAAAGAAGGUCUCUACAUGAUGGGGCUGAAAGAUGGCAUAUUUUAUCUCUCUUGGUUCAUCUCGUAUGCUUCUCAGUUUGCAAUUUCUUCUGCAAUCAUUGUGGUUUGCACUAUGGACAACCUUUUCAAAUAUAGUGAUAAGUCAUUGGUGUUUACUUACUUCUUUCUGUUCGGACUAAGCGCGAUCACACUGGCUUUUGUAAUCUCCACAUUCUUUUCUCGAGCCAAAACAGCUGUUGCAGUUGGAACCCUUUCUUUUUUGGGUGCCUUUUUCCCCUAUUACUCUGUUGACGACCAAGCUGUUUCGAUGAUAGUAAAGGUUCUUGCUUCUCUGCUUUCACCUACGGCCUUUGCUCUAGGGUCAAUUACUUUUGCUGAUUAUGAGCGUGCUCAUGUUGGACUUCGUUGGACCAACAUAUGGCGAGCAUCGUCUGGGGUUAAUUUUUCAGUUUGUCUCCUUAUGAUGCUGGUUGACACGUUGCUCUACUGUGCAAUUGGUCUUUACUUGGAUAAGGUCCUUCCCAGGGAGAAUGGCAUCCGUUAUCCAUGGAACUUCAUUUUCACAAAGUGCUUUUGGAAAAAGAAAAGCAUCGACAAUUAUCACACUUCCACUCAAGUUAAUAUUAAUCAAAAGGAUUCGGAGAAAAAGAAGAAUUUCUUUGGGAAAGAUAGUUCUAAACCAGCUGUGGAAGCUAUCAGUUUGGACAUGAAGCAACAAGAGCUUGAUGGCAGAUGCAUUCAAGUAAGGAAUCUGCAUAAGAUAUAUUCCACGAGAAAGGGGAAGUGUUGUGCUGUUAACUCACUACAACUCACCUUAUAUGAAAAUCAGAUUCUUGCACUUCUAGGACAUAAUGGAGCUGGUAAAAGUACAACGAUUUCGAUGCUUGUUGGCCUUGUUUCUCCUACUUCAGGGGAUGCUUUGGUGUUUGGGAAGAAUAUUAUCACACAUAUGGAUGAGAUACGGAAGGGGUUGGGUGUAUGCCCUCAAAAUGAUAUCCUUUUUCCAGAAUUAACUGUGAGGGAGCAUUUGGAAAUAUUUGCUAUACUGAAAGGUGUUAAGGAAGAUGUUUUAGAGAGAGUUGUUAGUUAUAUGGUCGAUCAAGUUGGGUUGGCUGAUAAAAGUAGCACUCUUGUGAAGGCUCUUUCUGGGGGUAUGAAGAGGAAACUGUCUCUUGGUAUUGCGCUGAUAGGAGAUAGUAAGGUUAUAAUUCUUGAUGAACCUACCAGUGGGAUGGAUCCAUACUCAAUGCGUUUGACAUGGCAGUUAAUAAACAAAAUAAAGAAGGGCAGGAUAAUAUUACUGACAACACAUUCAAUGGAUGAAGCUGAUGAACUUGGAGAUCGAAUUGCUAUUAUGGCUAAUGGUUCCUUAAAGUGUUGUGGAAGUUCCCUUUUCUUGAAGCAUCAAUAUGGUGUUGGUUAUACUCUAACUUUAGUAAAGUCUGCACCCACUGCCUCUGUAGCUGCUGACAUUGUUUAUCGCCAUAUUCCAUCGGCAAUGUGUGUGAGUGAGGUUGGGACUGAGAUUUCCUUCAAGCUUCCUCUAGCAUCUUCAUUUUCCUUUGAGAGUAUGUUUAGGGAGAUUGAAAUGUGCAUGAAACGAUCAGGUUCCAAGUCAAAAACAAAUGAUGAUGAAGAGAAAGACCCUGCUAUUAUUGAAAGUUAUGGUAUCUCUGUCACAACUCUUGAGGAGGUAUUCCUCAGAGUUGCAGGAUGUGAGUACGAUGAAUCUGAAUGUUUAGAGCAGAGAAGUAGUCUCCAUUUACCUGGUCCUGUGACUUCUCAUGUUUCUCUUGAUCCUGCUCCUAAAAAUCUUUGGCAUUCGGACAAACUUUUUGUGAAUUGCAAGUAUAUUCUUGGGUUCAUAUGUGCUGUAGUGGGGAAGGCAUGUGGGUUGAUUUUUGCCACAGUUUUAAGUUUCAUAAACUUCUUGAGUAUGCAAUGUUGCAGCUGCUGUAUCAUUUCAAGAUCAACAUUUUGUCAACAUUGUAAAGCCUUGAUUAUAAAGAGGGCAAUAUCUGCUCGGAGGGACCGGAAAACAAUUGUUUUCCAGCUCCUGAUUCCUGCAGUUUUCUUGCUUAUUGGACUUCUUUUUCUCAAGCUCAAACCGCAUCCUGAUCAACGGCCCUUGACCUUUACAACCGCUCAUUUUAAUCCUUUGUUAACUGGUGAAGGGGGUGGGGGUCCUAUUCCUUUUGACCUAUCCUGGCCUAUUGCAAAGGAGGUAGCACAGCAUAUCAAAGGGGGUUGGAUUCAAAUCUUUAAACCCACUGGAUAUAAAUUUCCUGACUCAGAGAAGGCACUCACUGAUGCGAUUGAGGCUGCAGGGCCAACUCUGGGACCAGUUUUACUUUCAAUGAGUGAAUAUCUAAUGUCUAGCUUUAAUGAAUCAUACCAGUCAAGGUAUGGGGCAAUCGUGAUGGAUGAUCAGAGUGAUGAUGGAAGUUUAGGAUACACUGUACUUCACAAUAGUUCUUGUCAGCAUGCUGCUCCCACUUUUAUCAAUUUGAUGAAUGCUGCAAUUCUUAGGCUUGCUACACAUAAUACCAAUAUGACAAUUCAAACACGCAACCACCCUCUGCCAAUGACGAAAAGCCAGCAUCUGCAACGUCAUGAUCUGGAUGCCUUCUCUGCUGCAGUUAUUGCUAGUAUUGCCUUCUCUUUCGUUCCUGCUUCAUUUGCCGUUUCCAUUGUGAAGGAGCGUGAAGUCAAAGCUAAGCACCAACAACUGAUUAGCGGGGUUUCUAUACUCGCAUACUGGGCUUCUACGUACAUAUGGGACUUCAUCAGCUUCUUAUUUUCUUUCUCUUUUGCAAUAAUUCUUUUUAACAUCUUCGGUCUUGAUCAGUUUAUUGGAAAUGGACGUUUUUUGCCAACGGUCAUUAUGUUUUUGGAAUAUGGACUUGCAGCUGCAUCAUCAACGUAUUGCCUUACAUUUUUCUUUUCUGACCAUACUAUGGCUCAGAAUGUAGUUCUCCUGGUCAACUUUUUCACGGGGCUCAUUCUUAUGAUUAUAUCUUUAAUAAUGGGGCUUAUUAAGACCACAGCAAGUGCAAAUUCUUUUCUGAAGAAUUUCUUUAGGCUAUCACCAGGAUUUUGCUUUGCUGAUGGACUUGCAUCACUGGCUCUUUUGCGGCAAGGGGUGAAAGAUAAAUCUAGUGAUGAGGCUUUUGAUUGGAACGUUACUGGUGCCUCUAUUUGCUACCUUGGUGUGGAGUGCAUUUGUUACUUUCUCUUGACACUUGGGCUUGAAAUCUUUCCUUCUCACAAACUGAGCCUAGCCACACUCAAGGAGUGGAGUCUUAAAAUUUUCCAUUGGGGUGGUUCUUCAUCUUAUUUAGAACCUCUUUUAGGAUCUCCCUCAGAAGCUGUCGCUCUUGAUUUUGACGAAGACAUAGAUGUAAGAACUGAAAGAAACAGGGUACUUUCAGGUUCCGUAGAGAAUGCUAUCAUCUACUUGCAUAAUCUUCGAAAGGUGUACCCUGGAGAUAAAAAUCGUGGUAGAAAAGUUGCAGUGCAUUCUUUGACUUUCUCGGUUCAAGAGGGGGAAUGCUUUGGCUUUUUAGGAACAAAUGGAGCAGGAAAGACGACUACUCUGUCAAUGCUUUCUGGUGAGGAAUCUCCGACAGAUGGAACUGCUUACAUAUUUGGCAGAGAUAUAGGCUCCAAUCCUAAGGCAGUUCGCCGGCAUAUUGGAUUUUGCCCACAGUUUGAUGCUUUACUAGAGUAUUUGACCGUCCAGGAGCAUCUUGAGCUUUAUGCAAGAAUUAAGGGAGUUCCAGAUUACCAGAUAGAUUAUGUGGUGAUGGAAAAGCUAGAGGAAUUUGACUUGUUGAAGCAUGCUAACAAACCAUCAUUCUCUUUAAGUGGAGGAAACAAGCGCAAAUUGUCUGUGGCAAUUGCAAUGAUUGGAGAUCCUCCUAUAGUCAUUCUGGAUGAGCCAUCUACAGGUAUGGAUCCAAUCGCAAAACGUUUCAUGUGGGAAGUGAUAUCCCGAAUAUCAACCAGACGAGGAAAGACAGCUGUAAUUCUUACUACCCAUAGCAUGGAUGAAGCUCAAGCACUGUGCACAAGGAUCGGGAUAAUGGUUGGAGGCCGAUUAAGAUGCAUUGGAAGUCCACAGCAUCUGAAAACAAGAUUUGGAAACCAUCUGGAGUUAGAGAUUAAACCUAUUGAAGUCAGCAAUGUGGAGAUGGAAAACCUUUGCCGAUUCAUUCAAGGAAAGCUUUUUGACAUUCCUUCUCAACCUAGGAGUUUACUUAACGACCUUGAAGUUUGCGUUGGGGGCAUCGACUCCAUUACAUCAGAAAAUGCAUCCUUUGCAGAGAUUAGCUUGUCAAAGGAAAUGAUAACAAUGAUUGGCCAGUGGCUUGGGAACGAAGAAAGAAUUCAGAUGCUCAUCUUGUCGAUACCUGUUCCUGAUGGAUUUUUUGGUGAACAAUUAUGCGAGCAAUUGGUUCGAGAUGGUGGUAUCCCAUUGCCUAUAUUUUCUGAAUGGUGGUUAUCCAAAGAAAAGUUUUCAGCAAUUGAUUCAUUUGUCCUCUCUUCAUUUCCUGGUGCAAUUUUCGACGGGUGCAAUGGAUUGAGUGUCAAGUAUCAGUUGCCGUACAGAGAAGAUCUGUCGCUAGCAGAUGUCUUUGGACACCUGGAACGGAACAGAAAUCAACUUGGGAUAGCGGAAUACAGUCUCAGCCAGUCCAAUCUACAAACCAUAUUUAAUCAUUUUGCGGCAUACCCACAACAUGUUGAGACGUAAGUUUUCUUGCACUCUAUACCAUAUAACAAAUCAACAACUCACAGCAGCGUCUCCCUUGCUCAUUUUUUUUGCUAAAAAAGGUUGAGACCUUAGUUUUGUUAUAAAUAUCACAAACCCAUUGUACAUAGCUAAAAGUUACACCAUUUCCACCAAAUAAAUAAAUUAAAGUUACAGCAUUUUUUUUAAUAAAUGGAAGUUGUUAAUUCCUGUAAUAUGAUACUUUGGUAGUCGUCGUCUUAUCUUUAA